Messenger RNA from Python bivittatus (Burmese python), 1240 nucleotides. The record is from RefSeq and is a predicted model, not a curated record. Lineage: Eukaryota; Metazoa; Chordata; Lepidosauria; Squamata; Pythonidae.
AUGGCGUGGGAUUACAACUCCCAGAGUUCCCAGCCACGCAAGAUGCUGCGUUGGGGUCUGCUUGGCCAUUCUCACCCGGCGCCCGGCCUGCGGGCUAUCCUGGAUGGUGACCAUGGAGAACGAGCCCCCGAUCACAGCAGCAGCAGCAGCGGUGGGCGCCAGGCGGGGCCCCAGAUCUCCGUGUACAGCGGGAUCCCCGACCGCCAGACGGUCCAGGUGAUCCAGCAAGCUUUGCACCGGCAGCCGAACACAGCCGCCCAAUACCUGCAGCAGAUGUACGCCGCCCAGCAGCAGCAUCUGAUGCUCCAGACCGCCGCCCUCCAGCAGCAGCACCUGGGGAGCACCCAGCUCCAAAGCUUGGCUGCCAUCCAGCAGGCAAGCUUGGCAGCCAAUCGACAGGGCGUCUCCUCCAGUUCCAACGGGGCCGCCCAGACCCCCCCGCAGCAGCCCACGAUAAACUUGGCCGCCUCCCCAGCGGCAGCCCAGCUCAUUAACCGGGCCCAGAGUGUGAAUUCCGCAGCCGCCACUGCCUCGGGCAUUGCCCAGCAAGCCGUCCUUUUGGGCAACACCAGCAACCCCACCCUGAGCGCCAGCCAGGCGCAAAUGUAUCUCCGUGCACAGAUGGCCCAGCAGAGCAGUUUAAUGCAAGUAGCUAGGAGCCUAGGGCGUGCUGUUCCUUUGUCCCCUCAGCUCAUCUUCACGCCCACGGUCGCCGCGGUUCAGCCCGAGGGGGCCAGCAGCGUCAUGCAGCCGCCCACCACCACCGCACCUCAGGGGCAGAACUCGGCCCUCCGCGCUCAGCAGGCUGUGAGGAACUCCCCGGGCCAGCAGCCGCCCGCCUUGGCGAUCAAACCUGCUCUGAAUAACAGCAGCCACGUCCCCUCGUCCUCCUCCUCCACCUCGCCCGCUGCCCAGGCCAAGGGGGCCAAGGAAGGCCUGUCUGAGCUUCUCUCCGAGCACCUUAAGAAAGGCGAAGGGGGCGGGGGAGGCAGCAGCAGCAGCAAUGGGACGGCUGCUGCCUUGGAUGGACGAGGCGGCACCCUCAACCGGACGGGCCCCCCCCCUACCACUCAUCCGCUGAUUGCCCCGGCCUAUUCUCAAGUCCAGACCCAGCCGCUGAUGCAGCAGCAGCAGCAGCAGGUGCAGACAAAGCCCCUUCAGCACCAGUUUGUCAUCCAGCAGCAGCUUCAGCCCAGACCGCCCCACCUGCAAGGCUUCCCCACCCCGGCCCCCGGCCUCA